AUGAACAUGUCGGAGUACAAUAGUGCGGUGGACCCGAAGAUACCGCUGCUGGAAGGGACGGAGCUGAGCUGCGAGAGCAAGGAGUCAAAGCAGGCGCUCGGUCCGAAGCUGUAUAGGAACCUGCUGGGCGCGGACAACUCCAUCAGCGUGCUGAUCGAACAGACGACCCCGAAAGACUACGCGACGGAGGAUGGCGCCCAGAUACUACUGCGAUUCCUCGAAGAGCAGCGCUUCGCCAAGAGCAGUUUCAGGGAGCUGCCGAAGGCGUUCGACGCGUUCUUCGACCAGACACACUUCGAGAAGAAGGGCGAAGAGCCGAUGGCGGCGUUUUGUACGGCGAUGGAGGUGGCGAAGCGCAAUCUCGAGGAAGUGGACCCAGACACGAAGAUCAGUGCGAACGAGCUAGGGUACCACACGCUGAAGAGAAGCGGACUGGACAAGGACGAGCGCAAUCUAGUGAUAGCACGUGCAGAAGAGACCUUCAACUUCCAGAAGAUUAGCACGACGCUGAAGAACCUCUUCCCACGAGGUGGAGGUCGGCACCGGGACGAGGACCAGAACGUCGAGCAUGACGGGUACUGGGUCCAGGACGACGACGGCUACUGGUACGAGUGGGACAAGGAGCACGGUGUCUACGCGUUCGCGGAGGACGGCGACGACAGCUGGGACAGCAGCGACAUGUUCUACAUCGAGGACGACACCGACGUCUACCUCGCGAGCGAGGACGACGAGUACCAGCAGGCCCUCGUCACGCUGCGCGAGAGCAGGCUAAAGAUGAACAAGAUCCAGGCGGCUCGAGGUUUCUUCAAGGGACGAAUCGAUGGAGUAGUGGACGAGAGCGCGGCGGCCGGCGGCAAGGCAGCCGGGAAAGGCGGCAAAGGCGGCAAGGGCAAGGACGGUGGCAAAGGCAAGUCCAAGGACAAGAGGUGCACCAACUGCGGGAGAAUGGACCAUGCUGCACCGGACUGCCCGACGCCACGACCUCCGAGGCCGGCAGGCAAAGGCUUCAAGGGCCGCGGUAAGACCUCCAAGGCUCAAUCCCGUCCACGACGGCUGGGUUUCUGGGCGAUGACCACACUGGUGUGCGUCAUGCCGGACAUGUUCCACCAAAAGGACGUCCAGGACCCGGAGCCCGCGACGGAGAAGUUCCAGGAGCCAGCCGAGCACGUCAUCAUGAUGGUCAACGUGGAGAGCGACCCGAUCCUACUGGAAGUGCCAGAAGUGGACGCGAUGAUCUCGAGCACGAUCGUGCCAGCUACCCUGGUGGACAGCGGCGCCUCCGUAGCGGUAGCAGGGCGCGGCUGGCUGGAUAAGAUCGCGGUGGAGCUCGAGAAGUACGGUCUGAGGCCCAUCAUCGUCGAGGCGAGCCAGAAGUUCAAGGGACUUGGCGGCGCACGACGUGAGGCAAAGCAGAAGUGGAUCAUCCCGAUCGGUAUUGGCAAGAAGCAUGUCCUGCAGGAGUAUUUCGAGAUCCCCAGUGACAUGAUUGGCUUGACGAGCAAGAAGAACCUGGCGGACUGGAAGACGAACCUCUACCUGCGCGAGGACGGCCAGUGGGCCGACUUCCAGGAGCUCGGGGUGUACGACAAGGAGCUCGUGAAGCUUCCCGGCGGCCACGCGGGCAUCGACAUCUUCGACUACGACCUGCAGUCGUACGAGGCGGAGCCCCUCUUCGAGAAGUUCCGCAUCAACGUCGAGAAAGUCGAGCCGGAGGUUUUCCUGGUCGCGGAGACGCUGCAGGUGUCCAAGCCAGAUUUCAGGGUCAAGGACGACGCCGAUCGGUGGGUCCAGGAGGCAACGAAAAACGGUAACAAGGGGAUCUUCAAGAAGGGUACGCUCAAGCGGAUCGACAUGCUCAUGAAGGAGUAUGCGGUUAUAUUCGACGUGCUGCGCGACAACAACGGCAUGGGCGACAGGGUGGACGACCUCAUCCAGGAGUUUCGGCCGCUGAUCGACUUUUCGGCGGAGGUGCUCAAGAUUCAGGCUGAAGGAGGACGGAUCGGCAUCGGCGAGAAUCCCCUCACCAGCCGGGCGUGGCGGGAAGUUCCGAUCGUGGACCUGCUGAGCUGGCACGGGAACAAGCCGCCACUCUACGAGACGGUCACGCUGCACCAGUGCAUGUACGGGCUCGUGGACAACUACGGCGACCCGAUUCGCAAGCCGACUUGCAUGAUGGUGCCCAACGGUUCGUGCUUCCCUUGGUGGCUCGAGCGCAGGUGCGACGGGAGCCACCAGCACGCCGACAUGGUCGAGUGGAGCACGGCACUGGCACAAGCGGGCGCCUGGCCCGACGACCUGGGCAAGGCUCUGGUGCGGGCUGGCACGCACGAGCUGGCACGACGGACAAUCCCGAAGGAGAUGGGCAUCGAGAACGGCACGGCGAGGUCCCCGAGCAAGCAGAUCGUGAACGCAGUGGCCAAGGCGUUCAAGCUAAGGAAAGACCUGAUCGACGUGCGCGUGCUGACGGGUGACGAGGAGGGCGUACGGGCGGACUACAGCGACGCUUACGCGGGCGACCCGGGCUUCGGGACGAUCAAGCUGGUCAAGCGGUUCCCCACUGAGACUGUGAUCUCAGUCUUCGUGAAGGAGCCGAAGGUGCAGACGUCCUUCCAUGCGACGGUGCACAUCCACGGGAGCAAGCCUAAGACGUUCGCUCCAGAUGAUCGCGAAGCUGACACAGCACGUCGAGACCUACAACACGAGGGUGAGAGUUUCGGGGAUAAGACAUCGGACAUCACCACGGCCCAGUGGGGCGCUCUCAAGAAGCUACAACUCACCCUGAGCCAUCCUUCUGCUCACGCACUGAAGCGACGACUGAAGUCCUACGGAGCGUCACAGCAAGUGCUGGAUGCGGUUGACAAGCUGGACUGCGGCGUGUGCAAGGAGCUCGGCAGGCCGACUACGGUGAGAAGCUCGAACCUGAAGCUCUCGACGGAAUUCAACGAGAACGCGUUCCUAGACGAAGCCGAGGUGAUACUAGCAGACGGGACCCGGCUGAUGGUCAUGGUGAUCUUGGACGACGCGUCGGGCUUCCGGGUAAUCAUCCCUACCACUGAAGUGAGGUCCAUCACCGGCGAGGAGAGCCUGCGAUGUUUUUCGCAAGGCUGGCUAUCGUGGGCUGGACCACCCAAGGUGCUGUACUACGACGCGGCCAAGGGUCACAUCACGAAGAGGUUCGCGGAGAUCGGCGCCCCAGCUCAAGGGUCGAGUGGAGCGCGCGAUCGACUUCUGAACCGCGACGUGCAGCUCACCAAGGGCGACGCUCCACAUGUGUGGACAUCGGUGAUAGCGAGUUCGUGCAACAACCACAUUCGGCGGAAUGGCUUCACCCCUUACCAAUACGUGCCGGGCCGGUCGCCUGGCAUCCCAGCCUCGCUGAUCGAGGCGAUGGAGGGCGACCAGAGGCAGCUGGCAUCACAGAGCGCGGCUCUCUUCGAGGAGGGCCCGAGGAGAGCAGAGCAGAUACGUGCGGCGGCGAACCGGGCGUUCUUCGAGCUGGACAGCGACGACGCCGUCAGGAGGGCCAUGGUUGGCCGAGUUCGCCCACCGCGUGGACCGUUCGUACCGGGCCAGCUGGUGUUCUACUGGCACGAGGUGAAGCACGUGAAGUCGAAGAGGCUCCAGGGCGAGCACGGGUGGCGUGGGCCAGCGAUCGUGUUGGCGACCGAAGGCCACACGAGGCUACACCUCAGCUACCGCGGGGUGCCGGUGCUCGUGAUGCCGGAGCAGGUGCGACACGCCUCCCGGAGCGAGGCGGAGAUGGUGGAGAACGAGGACUUGGUCAGGCAGCUCUCUCACUGGCGUGGUGGACCUACUCUCCAGAAGGGGUUCACUGAUGAGCGUGGACCUGGGCCAGACGGGAGCGACAACACGGGCGUGCGCCGCGAGAGGGACGAGAAGGACUCGGACCACGAGGACGGUGUGAUCGACACGAGAACGUACCUGCACCUGGAGACCUACCUGAAGUACCACCACUGCCGGGAGGAGGACCGGUUCCUCCAGAACAAGCUACAGACCCACCUGCUGCGGCAGCUGGGCAGGGGCACUCCAUGGACCUGGACGCGGCGGCUGCGCCAGGUAUUCCGCAUCAACAGCAACAGCAAUCAGAUCGAGCUGAGCAACCAGAACCUGCACCACGACUCAGCUACAAGCGAACGCUUCCCGACGACCAGGAGGCAGAUCGCGAACGCCUACGACUACGACGCGAGGACCGACACGACGAAGAAGCAGGUCACUCCCAAGAAGGGUCGGGAGAUCCGCAGCAUCCCACAGGAGUGGAAGGCGGCUUUCGACGCGAGCGACCUGGAGGAGUGGAGCAAGUGGGUCGAGUACGAUGCAGUGGACUGGCCGACCGAGGAGGAGCUCGCGGGGGUGGACAAGACAGCGAUCCUGCCCAUGAGGCGCGUUCGCACGGACAAGAACGAGGCGACGAGGGGCAACCUGUCGUACGAGCAGCACCCACUCAAGGCGAAGUCCCGGAACAUUGUUCCAGGAUACAAGGACAAGCAGCUGCUCGCUGGCGAGUUGCAGACCAACGCCCCCACUCUGACGGACACGACCACGGCGGUGAUCCUGCAGGAGGCCGCUAGCCAGUCGGGUUGGAGGCUGGAACAGGGCGACGUCGACUCGGCAUUUCUGAACGGGAAGUACCUCGACAGCUCUCGACGCGUGUACUUCCGCGCGCCGAAGGGCGGCCUGCCGGCUGUACCGGAGAUGGGCUGGCCAGCCGUUCCAGAAGGUACAGUGCUGAGAGCGAAGAAGGGGAUCUACGGGCUGAAUGAUGCACCUCUGUUGUGGUACGAGGAGCAUCGCGACACCGUACUGUCUCUCCCAGGAGCGUCGAGAUCGAAGUUGUGCCCGGCUCUCUUCAUCUUCCACGACGAGAAUGAGAAGCUGAUCGGCCUGAUCGGGACGCACGUGGACGACGAUUUGGUAGCGAGCUCGCCCAAGUUCUUCGCUAACCAGGUGACCAAGCUGAGGAAGAUGCACUGCUACGGCAAAUGGCAGACUGCGAAGACCAGUUUCCACCACUGCGGGAGAUUCCUCAAGCAGGGAGACGAUGGCACCAUCACCUGCAGCCAGAGGGAGUACACCGAGAGCAUCGAGAAGAUUCCGAUCUCAAACGAGCGUCGCAAGGACAAGGAAGCAAAGGCUACACCCGAGGAGAGGGCGAUGCUCCACAGCGGCAACGGCAAGAUCCAGUGGCUGGACCUGAAGGUCCAGGACUUGCUGGACUUCAACAAGCUGGUGAGCGACGCCAAGACGGACCAUGUGGACAUCACUUUCCAGAAGAUCAACAUAGACGACGCGAUCGUGGUGGCGGUUGGAGACUCGAGCCACGGCAACGUGGGCAAGACGAAGACCGCGAGUCAGGCGGGCCUGGUCAUCCUGCUCGCAGACAACAAGGACGAUCAAUUGCUUCACGGGAGGCCAGCCGAGGUCACUCCCAUGUUGUGGCGAUCGCACCGUAUCAAGCGGGUGGUGCGCAGUACCCUGGCGGCCGAGACGAUGGCGGCGCUGGAGGCGGUCGAGAGUGGCGACAUGCUGAGGCAGGACCUGGUGGAGCUGCACUACGGGCUCGGUUACCGGACCCACAUGGACGACGUGAAGGCGAUCAAGAUGGUGGAAGUCACGGACUGUAAGUCGCUCUACGACCUGCUCCAGAAGCGAGGGACGGUGCCCUUCGAGAAGCGGCUGCUGAUCGAUAUCGAGUCGCUCAGGAACGAUCUGGAGUUCAACGACGUGGUGAGCAAGUGGGUGAGCACGAAGCAGAUGCUCGCCGACUGCCUAACCAAGCACGACGUCCGCGCUGGCGACUACAUGAGGUAUGUGCUCCAGACCGGUGAGUACCGGCUGACGGAGGAUCUCAUGGCGGACCAGAUCAUCGCUAAGCAGAGGAUGGAGCUCAAAGGACGCAGAGGUGAAUACUACCGCUCGAAGUAUCUCAAGAGGCAGCGACCUGCUGACCAGCUCUUUGUUCACGAGGGUUACACCUACUUCGAGGACUGCAUUGCGGAUGUGAGGUACAGUGCGCGAGUGGCUCAGCCUGCUCCGAAGCCCUACCUUCGUUGGCGGAUGAUGCUCGGGCAGCGCGAGGACGAUAUCUACUACGAGAAGCUCGAGGAUAUGGUCGACUGGUCUGGCUUAGACCAGGUGACGAAGCGUCGGAGGAUCCCGACCCAGGUGCGGAAGCUGUUGACGAUCUACGCACCGACCAAGGCGGCCCUCGAGCGCUACGAGAAGGACUUCACGGAGAAGCACACCAUCAAGAAGCCGAAGGUGACGAACGAUGAGGACCCCAAGAAGGAGCUAGGUGUCACUGAGGAGCUUGGUGCGCACGUCGAGUCGGACGAGAACGUGAAGGAGGAUAGCACCGACAUCGCGGAGAUCUACAUGAUGGACGCUGCGGGUGCCGAGUCUGAGGAGAUCAAGACAGGCACCGCUGCAGCUGCGACGGUGACGGUGUGUGCGUUGUGUCGGAUGACGUUGGACCAGUGCGAGUGCGGACCGAG
Molecule: messenger RNA, 6512 nt
Organism: Prorocentrum cordatum
Lineage: Eukaryota; Dinophyceae; Prorocentrales; Prorocentraceae
Source: the annotation of a GenBank genome assembly